Molecule: messenger RNA, 605 nt
Organism: Sinocyclocheilus grahami
Lineage: Eukaryota; Metazoa; Chordata; Actinopteri; Cypriniformes; Cyprinidae
Product: HIG1 domain family member 1A, mitochondrial-like
Exons: 4
Coding region: 97-396 (99 amino acids)
Biological process (GO): mitochondrial respirasome assembly
Cellular component (GO): mitochondrion
Source: RefSeq, a predicted model, not a curated record
GCAGCGUCACGUAGACGUGUUACAUGUUACAUCACUCUGUUCCCGACAGUCUCGCGUAGCAGCUCUCAGCCGGCGAACACUUCCUAAACGGCCAAGAUGACUGCCAUGGAAUACGAAGACAAUGAAUCCAAGUUGAUCAGAAAAGCCAAAGAGAAUCCAUUCGUCCCUGCAGGGUUGGCUGGGUUCUUUGGCAUUGUGGCGUACAGACUGUUCAAACUGAAGAACAGAGGAGAUACGAAGAUGUCAGUCCACCUGAUUCACAUGCGUGUGGCUGCGCAGGGCUUUGUGGUGGGAGCCAUGACUUUAGGAGUGAUCUAUUCAAUGUACAGAGAGUACGUUCUCAAACCUCACGAAGCACAGAAGGCGUUAGAGCAGAAGGCAUUGGAACAAAAGUGAAGAGAAAUGUGUUAGAUUCCUGCGAUAUCCUUAAUACCAACGGUUUGUGUUUAUUGCUAACUUUUUAAAAAAUAAUUUCUUGAAACAGUUUCCUUUUUAAACUUUAAUAGACCUCAGAAAAGGAGGUUAGGUUGCCUGGCAUGUUUAAGAAACAUUGUACAGUAUGCGGCGGAAUUGUAGCUAUUUUGCUACCGCCAACUACUAUUUAU